This is a messenger RNA of Neurospora hispaniola, 1440 nucleotides long. RefSeq names its product putative transferase caf-17, mitochondrial. The coding region runs from base 101 to 1420 and encodes 439 amino acids. The transcript has a single exon. Gene Ontology annotation, biological process: iron-sulfur cluster assembly. Gene Ontology annotation, cellular component: mitochondrial matrix. Gene Ontology annotation, molecular function: protein binding. The record is from RefSeq and is a predicted model, not a curated record. Lineage: Eukaryota; Fungi; Ascomycota; Sordariomycetes; Sordariales; Sordariaceae.
AUCAUUCCGUCCCCUCGUCCCACCCCCGGUCCCGAUCGCAUUGCUUGACCAGCGAUUUCCCACAAGGCUGAGAGGAAGGGCACCACUACACCAAGCAACCAUGCAGCCGGCUACCAGAUCGAUAGCCAUCGCCGCCCCGGCCUCUGCGGCCUUGCGCACAGCUACCACUCCAUUCAUCUGCCUUGGCUGCCGGUCCGUGCAACGGAAACAACAACGGCGACCAUUCUCGGGCACCGUCUCUACACAAACGGAUCUUCGCGCCGGCCUCACCAAACUUUCAUCGCGGCGCUUGAUCUCCGUCUCCGGCCCGGAUGCCUCCAAGUUCCUUCAGGGUGUCAUCACCAACAACAUCAACGCUCCACACAAUGCCGACGGCUUUUAUACCGGCUUCCUGACAGCUCAGGGCCGUGUGGUCCACGAUGUCAUCAUCUACCCGGAUGACCUGGGUCCAGAGCCAGGCAAGCAGAGCUUCCUGAUCGAGGUUGACGCCGACGAGGCUGCGACACUUCACAAGCACAUCAAGCGCUACAAGCUGCGCUCCAAGUUCAACUUGAAGUUGCUAGACCCGGAGGAGCGUGCUCUCUAUCACUCAUGGAACGAUGUAGACCAGGCCGGACCAUGGACUAAGCUGGUCGACGAGGUACAAAAAGAUGGCAACGCAAGGGCUGUCCCGGACCCGCGUGUUCCGGCCUUCGGCUCCCGUCUGGUCGUCAACCAGACCUCCUCUUCCUCGCCACUAACAGACGGCGACCUGACACCCGAAUCAUCUUACCACCUCCGCCGUUUCCUCCUCGGCAUCCCCGAAGGCCAGUCCGAGAUCAUCUCCGGCACCGCUCUCCCUCUCGAGUCCAACAUGGACGUGAUGAAUGGUAUCGACUUCCGCAAGGGCUGCUACGUCGGCCAAGAGCUUACCAUCCGCACCAAGCAUCGUGGUGUUGUCCGCAAGCGCAUCCUUCCUUGCAUCCUCUAUCCCGAGGGUGCCGCCCCGGAGAUCCCAGCUGACGGACCUGGGCAACUGGAAGCGCUGGAGAAGCUCUUGAAGCCUGAGGUCGAACAGGGAGUCAAGGCAGAGAUGAUUCCUCAAGGUGCGAGCAUUGACAAGGUGGACAAGAAGUCAAGGAGCGCCCCCGGCAAGUGGCUGAGAGGUAUUGGCAACGUCGGACUGGCGCUGUGCAGGUUGGAGGUGAUGACGGAUACCGUCUUGCCAGGAGAGACACCGGGCACGUAUAGCCCUCAGCAGGAAUUCGUGGUCAGUUUGGGUGGAGAGGGGGGGAGUGAAGUCGAGGCAAAAAAGGUCAAGGUUAAGGCCUUUGUGCCGUUCUGGCUGAGGGAUGUGUGGAGAAUCGAAGCGGAGAAGGCGGAAGAGGAGAGAAGGAUGAGGGAGGAGCUGUUGAGGGACCGGGGAUUGGAUGUUGAAUAAGGGUCGAACAGUCAACCGAC